AUGCCAAAAUCUCUGAUUCCUCAAUUUCCUCCAGAGUUCGUCAAUGGCAAUAUUGAUGCCAUGGAUGUUAGUAAUUAUGGUGUAAUUGCUCUCGCUUCUGGAAAUCUUGUCAAUUUCUUUUCAUACGAAAAUAGAGUCAUUCAAAGAUCUUUUUCUGUCAUUCCAACACUGUCAACAAUUACAGUACUUAAAUUUAAUAAAUUUAAACAAGAAAUAUUAAUCGGUGACGCAGGUGGGCGCUUUUGCAUUUAUGAUCUCAUAGAUCUCAAAGUAAUUGCAUCGACACCACCACUUAGGGAUCCAACACCAAUCUGCGACAUGAUCUGGUAUGAUAAUUUCAUUCUAACAACAAAUGGAAAUCGUUAUCUAAGUUGCUAUCAAAUAAAUCGUGCAAAAACUACAGAAUUCUCUCUUUUAUGGACACUUCAAUUACCUUUAUUAUUUAUAAGAAUGAAAUUCGAUGAACUUAAUAAUAAUUACGUUUUACUUUACGGACAUGACAAUUCUUUCCUUGUUUUACCAAUAACUAGUCUCAAAGAAAUACCAAUAAGCGACUUGAACGUUCUCGAAACAACUUCUAACAUAAGAGAUGCUCAAUUUCACUAUCAUUUGCCAGGAUAUGCUAUUUUUGUACUCGAAGCUGCUGUAUGCUUAUACAACAUGCAGUCUGGACGAUUGGUAAGCGUUGUCCAAUCUUCUCAAACAACUUCGCCAUUUGAGUCGAUAAUUCAAUUCAGAUCCAAGCAUGACGAGUUGAUUGUACGCCAUUUCAAUGGUACUUUAACGCUCUAUUCCGUUACGGAUCCGUACAAUCUUUAUGCCAAAAAAUACGCGAUUCACAUGCAAUUGAAGCAACGACUGUUCAUGGCUGUAAAAGACCCAUCUGAUGAUGAUACAGUUAUUUUAUUCUAUCAUCCUUUCGGUUUAGCAGUCUUUGAUGUUAAAAGAUACAUGAUUUUGUCUGUUUGCCCACUUUUCACCUGCAAAUCAUUAUGUUUCGACAGCGAUGGAACAACAUACGUCAAUGGUAUGUCUAAAGGUCUUAUUUGCGUUGGAGAUCUCCAUGAUUAUUCGAAAGUUACUUCAUUCAACGUUUCCGAUGAAGAUGUAACAUUUGUUUCUGUCAGCAAAUCAAUUGUUACAUGGGCCACCGAGUCCUCAGUCGGUUCCAUCAACCUAGAAACCAGAAAAGUAAUUCAAUAUCCACAAAACGACAAACCACUGAAAGUUGUUGGCAGUCGUAAUGGUGGCUUGCUUGUAUUACGUCGUCCGGAGCUAUUAGGCGUUUUCAUCAACGGAAAAGAGAACAGAAUUUCAUUUAAUUCUCAGAUCACCACAUUUUCUCUCCAAGAAGACGAAUCCACAUUCGACAACGGUUCCCUUGUAGUUGUCACCGAGAACCACGCUAUUUAUUUCAUCAAAUAUGCAGGUGGAUGCGUUGAAGCCCCAUUUUUGCAGAUGAGAGUUUUAGAACAGAUGGGAACAGUCACGCAAAUCGCCUGGUACGGCCACGACAUUGUCACAGGCUCAAAGGAAGGCAUCCUCACGAGUUUCGACAUCAGAAACCCUCAGCCGGAACUCUUCAACCGCUCCGAACUUCCAAUUCUUUCUCUAAAAUACAGAGAUGGAACAUUGUUCGGAAUGACAGGAACAAGCGUUUUUAUCGGCGUAAAAGGUGGCAUGGCAAAUGGCACUUUUAAUUCAAUUGUUCCAAUUUCUGCCACAAUGUUUGCAUACAUCACAAACAAUGGUCAUGUGAGGGUAUGUGAUGCAGCAUCUUUGGAAGCUGUUCCUGAUUUACCACUCAAGCAACCACGCGAUAAAUUCAACACUGAAAUUCUCUUGGACAUCAAAACAAUCAUUCAAAACAACCCAAGUUUGAGGAUGAUGUCGAUGAGUUGUGCAGGAGAUGAAAAGAGUUUAUUGUGCAAUAGAAUUUACGCGCAUUUGAGUGAGAAAGAGAAUGCAGAGAAAUGGUUUGUCAUCAGACAAUUAUGUUAUGCAAAUAGAGAGAAAGAUGUUGUUGGAUUACUCAAUGACAUUAAUCCUGAUGAUCCAAGGUUUAUGUUUGUUUCUGCACUUGGAAUUAUGUUGCUUGCGGAUUCACAAAAGAAGAAUGAAGUGCAAAGCGAGUUCAUCAAAUCUACAAGCAUGAAAUUGUUUGGAGCAAACAGAAUUCCUGAUGCUGUAACUCUUCUGACAUUGACAGGAUUUGAUAAAAUUGCUGUCGAAAAGUUGUUGGAAAUAAACUUGUUUAAUUCUGCACUUCCGAUGAUAAGAUGCAGAGUUGAAAAACAGGAUAAGUAUUGUUAUGUUAUGAAGAUUGCUGUGAAGAAGGCAAAUGAUGGAAAUUAUGCUUCUGCAGCUGCUUUCUUUGCUUCGGCUGGUGAAUAUCAUGGAACUUUGUUUUGCUUGUGGAAAUUGAAUUUGAUCACUGACGCUUUAGUUGUUUUAGAGAAAGCGGAAGUCAAGGAAAUGAAUUCUGAUUUCGCAAGCCAAAUUAAUAAUUUUGUAGCAUUAGAUGAGCUUGUUAAGCUUAUCAAGAAAUAUUCUUUAUUUUAA
Trichomonas vaginalis G3 is the source of this 2562-nucleotide messenger RNA. RefSeq names its product WD repeat-containing protein 11 family. The coding region runs from base 1 to 2562 and encodes 853 amino acids. The record is from RefSeq and is a predicted model, not a curated record. The transcript has a single exon. Gene Ontology annotation, molecular function: protein binding. Lineage: Eukaryota; Parabasalia; Trichomonadida; Trichomonadidae. Gene Ontology annotation, cellular component: cytoplasm.